This is a messenger RNA of Budorcas taxicolor (takin), 2298 nucleotides long. It is a transcript of the gene FBXL19, whose product is annotated as F-box and leucine rich repeat protein 19. The record is from RefSeq and is a predicted model, not a curated record. The transcript is spliced from 11 exons. Gene Ontology annotation, molecular function: protein binding; transcription coregulator activity; zinc ion binding. Bases 1 to 2091 code for a protein of 696 amino acids. Gene Ontology annotation, biological process: regulation of transcription by RNA polymerase II; protein demethylation. Lineage: Eukaryota; Metazoa; Chordata; Mammalia; Artiodactyla; Bovidae.
AUGGCAGCGGGAAGGCAGCAGAUGGACUGCGACUCCCGUCAGCCCUCGGCGUUGCUGACGCCCCCAAUGUCGUCGAGCAGCCGGGGGCCGGGGGCCGGAGCGCGCCGACGCCGAACCCGCUGCCGCCGCUGCCGGGCCUGUGUGCGAACUGAGUGCGGGGACUGCCACUUCUGCCGAGACAUGAAGAAAUUCGGGGGGCCCGGGCGAAUGAAGCAGUCGUGCCUGCUGCGGCAGUGCACUGCCCCCGUGCUCCCACACACAGCUGUAUGCCUCUUGUGUGGGGAGGCUGGGAAGGAGGACACAGUGGAGGGAGAGGAAGAGAAAUUUGGUUUGAGCCUCAUGGAGUGUACAAUCUGCAACGAGAUCGUCCACCCUGGCUGCCUGAAGAUGGGGAAGGCUGAGGGUGUCAUCAAUGCAGAGAUCCCCAACUGCUGGGAGUGCCCUCGCUGCACCCAGGAAGGCCGGACCAGCAAGGAUUCAGGUGAGGGACCAGGCCGCCGCAGGGCUGACAACGGCGAGGAGGGUGCCAGCCUGGGGAGUGGAUGGAAGCUGACGGAGGAGCCGCCGCUUCCACCACCUCCACCCAGGCGCAAAGGUCCCUUACCUGCUGGGCCCCCCUCAGAGGAUGUGCCUGGGCCCCCCAAAAGAAAGGAGAGGGAGGCAGGGAAUGAGCCCCCUACCCCAAGGAAAAAGGUGAAAGGAGGCCGAGAGAGGCACCUGAAGAAGGUGGGUGGAGACGCCUGCCUCCUCCGAGGAUCGGACCCAGGCGGCCCCGGCCUUCUGCCCCCCAGGGUUCUGAAUCCGAGCCAGGCUUUCUCGUCCUGCCACCCUGGGCUCCCUCCCGAGAACUGGGAGAAACCAAAGCCGCCUUUGACCUCUGCUGAGGGCCCGGCGGUGCCUUCCCCGUCACCCCAGCGGGAGAAGCUCGAGCGCUUCAAGCGGAUGUGCCAGCUGCUGGAGCGGGUGCCCGACACGUCCUCGUCCUCCUCGGACUCCGACUCGGACUCCGACUCAUCAGGCACAUCGCUGAGUGAGGAUGAGGCUCCUGGCGAGGCCCGGAAUGGGCGACGGCCAGCCCGGGGCAGCUCGGGCGAGAAGGAGAACCGUGGGGGGCGGCGGGCUGUGCGCCCUGGCAGUGGGGGGCCCCUCCUCAGCUGGCCCCUGGGCCCCGCGCCCCCGCCCCGGCCCCCGCAGCUGGAGCGGCACGUGGUGCGGCCCCCGCCUCGAAGCCCCGAGCCCGACACGCUGCCUUUGGCUGCUGGAUCCGACCACCCCCUGCCCCGCGCCGCCUGGCUUCGUGUCUUCCAGCACCUCGGGCCCCGAGAGCUAUGCAUUUGCAUGCGAGUGUGCCGGACUUGGAGCCGCUGGUGCUACGACAAGCGUCUGUGGCCUCGAAUGGACCUGAGCCGGAGGAAGUCACUGACCCCGCCCAUGCUUAGUGGUGUGGUUCGCCGCCAGCCUCGAGCCCUGGACCUCAGCUGGACAGGUGUCUCCAAGAAGCAGCUGAUGUGGCUUCUGAACCGACUGCAAGGCCUGCAGGAGCUGGUGCUCUCUGGCUGCUCCUGGCUCUCUGUCUCUGCCCUGGGCUCAGCCCCACUGCCGGCCCUGCGGCUGCUGGACCUCCGCUGGAUCGAGGAUGUUAAAGACUCCCAGCUCCGCGAGCUGCUGCUGCCUCCGCCAGACACCAAACCAGGGCAAACGGAGAGCCGAGGACGGCUGCAGGGGGUAGCAGAGCUGCGCCUGGCCGGCCUAGAGCUGACGGACGCCUCCUUGCGGCUCCUGCUGCGCCACGCACCCCAGCUGAGCGCCCUGGACCUGAGCCACUGCGCCCACGUUGGGGAUCCCAGUGUCCACCUUCUCACGGCCCCCACCUCCCCGCUCCGAGAGACCCUGGUACACCUCAAUCUCGCCGGUUGUCACCGCCUCACGGACCACUGCCUCCCGCUGUUCCGCCGCUGCCCGCGCCUCCGCCGACUCGACCUGCGCUCCUGCCGCCAGCUCUCCCCAGAAGCUUGUGCCCGGCUGGCAGCCGCCGGGCCCCCUGGCCCCUUCCGCUGUCCAGAAGAGAAGCUGCUUCUCAAGGACAGCUAGUUGGGUGCCCCCCACCCUCCCCCAGGACUCAUCAGGAGCCUGGACCUCAGGCCUUCAUUUCACCCCUGCCAGGAGGCCAGGUCACCCACCUCAUGACUUGGUAUUCCUGAGUUUUACGACUUGGGGUUCCUGCCCAGGGACUCGAGCCAGCCUCCCCCACUCUCUACCCCCUGCACUGAUAUCUCUGGGGGUCUCUUCUUCCCAUCC